AGAGAGCCUAUUUUUUUAGGCCUUCUGAUACUCCACCUGCGAAUGCUUCCCUUCGUGGCCAGGAAACAUAAGCCAUACCCUCUCCGCCCAGCUUCGGUUUGCAGCUCGUGUAACAGGGAGGAUACGCCAACCAGAAUCCACUCCCGAAGAAACUGAACAGGCAUUUUGUCUUACGAUCGUUCAUCCAUUCUCAUGUUUAAUCAUUGCAAGAAUGAGCAACUAGUGGAGAUAGGCCUCUCACAAUUGGGCCUCGCAACUCUGUACAAGGCAUUCAAAGCGAAGCUGGCUUCCCGCGAGGCUGCGCGCCAACGUCUGUUGACAGCGACGUGGGAGCUUGAAGAGGCCGAGCGUUACACAGCAUUCCUUGAAGCAUCCCGUGUCGAGAGCAAACAGCUCCUGGGGGUAGAAGAUGCAAAGUUGGAGAAAAUGAAAGAAUGGUUUGCUUCCCGGCGUAACCUGACCGAAGUCGCAGACGACACCAACUACACUCAAGCCAUCUAUGAUAACGAAUGCGAGAUCCUCCGAUCUCUCUCUACUCAAGCAAAACAAGUCUCGAAGAUCUUGGGGAAACGUUCUGAUGAUAUUUUCUCGACAUCCACAGGUGAAUCUACCAGCAAAUCACCCUUGAAUGUAGCUAUGGUCGUAGAAGACGAGGAUGACUCGGAUGAUUUCUCGGACCUCGAGGCCUGAUAAGAUCUCCAAACGUGUAGAUUGCCCUGUUCCAUUAAUUUAUUUUUUUCGUUUUGUACGUGUUAUUGCUCGCAUUCUAGAAUAAAAGUAUUCGCUACAUCGAGUCAUGACUUGCUUUUUUUCCCUUCCGCCCACCACCAUCAUUUCUGACUUGCUCGUUUUCCUCUGCUUACCGGCGGUCUUAAUCUCUCGGGCCUAUCGGCCAACGAACAGCUAGGCUGUUUGUUCCCUGAACUCUCGGGGACCAUAACCAACCCUAGGUGCAGCGGCGCACUAGUACUAAAUGGUUGUCUUCCGAAUC
Messenger RNA from Suillus discolor, 991 nucleotides. RefSeq lists its product as uncharacterized. The transcript is spliced from 2 exons. The coding region runs from base 193 to 690 and encodes 165 amino acids. NCBI's taxonomy places the organism in Eukaryota, Fungi, Basidiomycota, Agaricomycetes, Boletales, Suillaceae. The record is from RefSeq and is a predicted model, not a curated record.